Molecule: messenger RNA, 2591 nt
Organism: Monodelphis domestica (gray short-tailed opossum)
Lineage: Eukaryota; Metazoa; Chordata; Mammalia; Didelphimorphia; Didelphidae
Gene: MSRB1
Product: methionine sulfoxide reductase B1
Biological process (GO): protein repair
Cellular component (GO): nucleus
Molecular function (GO): peptide-methionine (R)-S-oxide reductase activity
Source: RefSeq, a predicted model, not a curated record
AGGCUCUGACACACAGCUGAGGCCGCUGGAGUUGGAGCUAGGGGCGUGGCUUUCGGGGCUAUCUCUUUUUCUUCCCAUUCCCGCCGCGGCCCGGGACGAGCUACCAAUGGGGUUGGAGUGAGUUGGAAGGGCUCCACUUAGGGGGCGUGGCUUCCUGGGUUCGCUUUCCCCACUCCUGUGAGGCAGGGGGCGGGGUUUGCUAAGCUGUCCCUUUCUAUACCCUCCUUCCUCCACGGGAGGGGGCGGAUCUUUCGGUGAGACCCGGACGAGCCUAUCGGUCGGCGACGAGUACGCUUUGAGAUCCCGAGUGUGUGUGUGUCGCCAUGUCUUUCUGCUCCUUUGGCGGAGAGGUUUUCCAGAACCACUUUGAGCCAGGUGUCUAUGUUUGUGCCAAGUGUGGCUAUGAGCUCUUUUCCAGUCGUUCAAAGUAUCACCAUUCCUCUCCAUGGCCAGCCUUCACUGAGACAAUACAUGCUGACAGUGUGUCCAAGCGUCCAGAAUCUGGCCGGUCAGAAGCCUUAAAGGUGUCCUGUGGCAAGUGUGGCAAUGGCCUGGGUCAUGAGUUUAUCAACGAUGGACCAAAGAAGGGCCAGUCUCGCUUCUGAAUAUUCAGUAGCUCCCUAAAGUUCGUUCCUAAAGGCAAUGAAACUUCAGCCCCAAAGAGAAAAUAAUUGGGCAGUAGAGAGGAAAUACUGGUUAUGGACAAAUUGCAACCAACAAUUUAAUUUGUAAUCAUCAAUUAAGUUGGACUUCAUAAAAAUUCAGACCAUCAGACUGAAAGACUACUGAAGAAACUACAAAGACCUUGAAGUCAGAAGAUCCUAGAUAGAGAGCUGGGAGGGACCUUUAAGUCCGUCUAUUCCCUGCUUUAUAGCUGAGACAAGUGAAAGCCAGAGAAGUGGACAGAACUUAAAAAGGACACACAAGUGAUGACAGAGAGGGGAUUUAAACUCAGAUCCUCUUAGUCCAGAUCCAACACAAGUCCAAUCCAAGGUUCUGGUCUGCCUCUCUUCAUUUCCUUUAGGUAGGUUCUUUCUAGGUAAAAAACAAUAUUUAGGGAAUGAGAAGUAAAAACUCACUGAUGAAUACUUAUUGCACACAUUUGUAAAGCCAAUCUAGAAUUUGAUUUUAUUUUUUAGUGAGAGUAUAAAUUCCAAAUACUUAAAAUUUUUAGAUUUUUCUAAACUUUUGACCCUAUAGAGAUAGAAUUCUUAAUGUUAGUCAGCCAUUCAUUUCCUGUUUAAUCUUAUCCUAUUCUUUCAGCUUGCCCUCUAUACUCCAGAAGUUCUAAAUGAUGAUCUUUUGUAUUCCAGGUGGUCUACUUUUGAAAGAGAAUUUGAUUGACUUUAAGUAGUAUAAAUACCAGAUUUCCAUGAAGCUUUAGGAAAGAAGGCAAAUCCUGAAAAUCUUUUCCUGUUACUUUGGUUUGGGGUCACAGUAUGAAUUGCCCUGGUUAAACCCUUAUAGGAUGGCCAUGGUGAUGAAGGUUAGUGACCAGGCCAGAAAACGGGACAAAUAUUUUUGGUCUUUAUUUGCAAGAGAGAUUUUAAAGAUAUAUUUUUAACUGUUUCACUGCAACUUGGGUUUCUUAGGCUUAGGAAACACCUAGUUGGUCAAUUACCUCUGAAUGUGGGAAGGACUAUUUCCUUUACUACUUUUAAGCAUUUUGUCUGAUACCACCCUCAUUUUAAUGAUCUAUAGUCAUUUUUCUGGCAGAGAGAAGGAAAAAGCCUCAUGGGUUUUUUUUUCCUCAUCAUUUCCCAUAGGUGGAUUGAAGGGGAGGCCUUUCAUAGCUUCCAGUUCCCAAGACAUACUGCCUUUUUUGAUAGGCCAGAGAUCCAGGAAGUCUGAGUGCCUCCUUUGCUGAUUAGCACAAUGUGUACCUUGCACAUGGUAGUCCAACUGUUAAUACAAAUAAUGUGAAGUUCUUAGAUGUGAUCCGUUAUAAAUGUUAGAGACUGAUUCAUUUUCAGCAAAGAGAUCCAUCAUUAUGGCUUACAUAUACUUCAUCAGUUCUAUACACUUGCCCCCUUUUUGCAAUGACACUGAGCAAUAUGUGUCAUCCUUUGGAAGAUUUUUACCACGCCAUUAUCCUAGAAGAAGCAGCCUGGCAGAGAAGAGUUCUGGAUUUGGAGACAGAAAGAUUUUGGUUCCAAAUUCAUCUCUGACAUUUGCUGUUUGUGUGACUAUGGACAAGUUACUUAACCUCUUUGAGGUUUGAGGCAGCUCUCUAAGACUUAUCUUGCUAAGUUAAGCACAGCUCCUUUGAGAGCUCCAUAAAGUCACAGAUGCUUGAAGUAUCCUCUUGUUUUUUCUCUCCAUGUGGCAAUGAUUGGACAAAAAAAAAUCAUUUCAUUGGAAAAUCAUGAUGUAGGAGGAGCAGCUAGGUGGCUCAGUGGAAAGGUAGGUCUGGAGACUGCAGGUCUUGGGUCUCAGACACUUUCUAGCUGUGUGACCCUGAGCAAGUCAUUGAUCCCCAAUUGCCUACCCCUGCCAGUCUUCUGUCUUAGAACUGAUGCUAUGAAUGUAUGGGUUUAAAAAAAGAAGAAAAGAAAAACCAUGAUUUGAAUAAAAUUUUGUGUCAUUUUGAA